Molecule: messenger RNA, 6398 nt
Organism: Rattus norvegicus (Norway rat)
Lineage: Eukaryota; Metazoa; Chordata; Mammalia; Rodentia; Muridae
Gene: Odf2
Product: outer dense fiber of sperm tails 2
Cellular component (GO): spindle pole; centrosome; centriole
Source: RefSeq, a predicted model, not a curated record
UUGUCCGGUUUCAUUAGGAUGGUAGGUCAUGUACUCUUUUGAGACUGAAUGGGAGGUGCUGAUGUGCCUUGAAGGUAGCAUGGGUUUACUUCAAUGAAUGAAGGCAUGCUAAGGAAUGAGCAACAAUUCCACUUGGAGGUAGCAAAAGGACAUUUCAUUAUUUCAACUAAUUGUAAAGAGGUCUUGCUAUGUAGACCAAGCUGGCCUCAAAUUCCUGGCCAGAUCACUUUGCGUCAGCAUCCUGAAUUCUGAGAUUAUAGGUGUGUGUACCACCAUGCUUACAAAGGAGACACUUUACAGACAUGUUUGACCUGGAUCUUGAAGCAGGUUUAUCUUAGGCAGCUAGAAGCUCGAAUACAUCCGAAGGCAGAACUGAAAGGCAGCUAAGGAUGGGAAAGCAUGUUGAUGUUAAGGGAAUUUCAUUUUGUCGAUUUUUCUCUAUGAAAUCCUGUAUGGAAUGCAGAAGAGACAAAAGUUUGGAAAAGCCACUAUUGGUAAUUGUCUAGAGAGAACAGUUGCUGGGCAGUGUGGAAACAAUUAUUCGUGGCGAUUAUAAAAUGUACUGAUCUAGGUUUUUGCUCAGGUCAGGCAAGGGCUCUAACUCGAGUCCCUAUUCCCAGCUGUAUGCUCUGGCGGAACCUCAGGAUGGUAGGGAUAGUUAGGACCGAGGGAUCCAGACUGGAUUUCAACUCAAGGCCAUCUUCCUGCUUCAUUGUUGAGAUUACUGGCAUGGAAAAAAAAAAGGCUCAGUUUGGUGGUGCACUCCUAUAAUCCCAGGGCUCAGGAAGAGAGGCAGAUUUCUGCUCAAGCACAGCAGGUUCUACACCAGCCAGGGUUGCACGCACCAAAUGAGCCGUCAAGGAUUGACGAACAAAUAUGACAUGGUAAGACUGCCCUGCCCGGUGUGAAGGUGGGAAGGUAGUUAAGGUUCAGGCUCCAGGGAGGACCUGGUGGGAGCAUGACUGACUACUGUGUUGGAGUUAAGGUGUCAAGGAAAAGAGGUCUACCCAGCCCUGAGGUUGUUAAAAGUCUCAGAAUCCAAGGCGGGAACGUGAGCCUCGUGACAGUCCCCCACGAUCCGCUAACAGGGAAGCAUAGUUGAGAAGAUGGCGGCUCAGCAGAGAGAACCUCAGCAGAGUAGGUCCGUAUAGAAGCGGCGGGCGGUGUGCAGGAGGGCAGCAGGAGCGAGGGGAGUGCGGCCUCUUCCUUGUUUGGGCCAUGUGGGAGAGGGGCACAGUUUGGGUAAUGUGCACAAGUUGUCUGCACUGAGUCGAGUAGGCACAGGGAUGGCUUUCCGGAAGCCCCAGCCUGUCGCUUGUUCAGACUCCCUCUGCGUCCAGCUUCCUAUUGUGUUUCGAGGGGAGCGCGUUAGGGCUCAGGAAUCAGGAGGACCAGGGCAAAAUGGCGGAGGGGACGCGGUGCCCUGAACGGUGGGGCAAGACCAGGCUGGCCAGCGAGGGAGGCGUCGUGUCUCCCUGGCGACGGGGCGGUGGACUAGCCUCGUGACCCGGAAGUGGGCGGAGCGUCCCUCGUGGGGCGGGGCAUCUCUGUGACGCUGGGGGCUGGGCCUAAAUGGCGAAACCCGAGAGGCUCUGGGGGGGGUUUGAACUGGCCAAUGGGCGAGCUGCCGACCGGUUGUCGGAAAAGGAGGCGGAAGCGGGGAGGAGCCGCCGCGGGAGCCGGACUGCAUCCGCCGCGGCGUCUCCAUGGCACGACCCUGGCCUCCGACUUCAACGACUUCAUAAGGAGACGGUUCUGGGCGCAGCCGUGCCGCUCUUGGUGAGAGGCCACGCGGCGGGGCAGGGCGUAGAGCGUCUCGGGUUCAAGCCCCGCGCUCCCGUCCCGGGGCUGGCUCGACUGGGCACCGUCCCCGCGUCUAGGCGCGCUCCUUCCUGCGUCCGAACCUGGCCCGCCCCGCUCCUCGUUGGGCGCGGGCCCUUCCUCCUCCCGCUAACGGGCGGGCCGGCCGCCUCCGUCCUCUCCGGGCCAUCGGCAGCGCUCUUUCCCUCCUCUGCUGCCCUCGGGCAGGGCUGCGCCCUUCUAUGGGCAGAACCCCGUUCCCUCUUGCCCGCUGGUGGGUGGCCAUGCGCUCCAUCCUCCCCGGAGGCCUCCCCUGCUCUCUGCGGGCUGGGCCGCAGCAGUUAUAUGCGCUCGGGGUGGGCAGGCCUCCGGGGACCCUCCUGGCCAACUCCGGGGAUGCGGGUGAUCCAGGAGCGGUCUAGCGGCCCAGGUCGCCUCUCCUAGGCCGCCACUCCUCCCCCUCCACCUAUUGGUUCUCCCUGGUAGCUAUUCUGCCGGGAACGCCCCUUCACCUGGGAGACAGUUGCCCCGGCAUCGUCCCGAAUAUCCCUCCUGCUCCCUGCGCGGGUUCCCGCCCCUGGGGGGCCCACUUGGGGCCUAGCAGUUCUCACCUUCUUCGCACGCCAGGCAGCCCUCAGGACAGUUGCUGUGCGACUUGGACAGUAGAGGAGCGCCUCCCAAGUUUUCAUCCAACUGCCACCCCCAAAGCUUCCACCCUCCUCCCCUCAGAGAGAGGACGUUUGAUGCCCGGCCCCUGAGAUUCUCAUUGGCAAGCCCCUCUGGGUCCCCCUGAGCAGAGCCUGCCGACCCAAUUGCCCAACUUUGCGGCUUUGAUGCUUAGCCAUGUCUGCCUCAUCCUCAGGCGGCUCCCCCAGGUUUCCAUCGUGUGGGAAGAACGGAGUAACGAGUCUCACACAGAAAAAAGUCUUGAGAACACCUUGUGGCGCACCCAGUGUAACUGUGACGAAAUCUCAUAAGCGCGGAAUGAAAGGGGACACCGUGAAUGUACGGCGGAGUGUCCGGGUGAAAACCAAGAAUCCACCUCAUUGCCUGGAGAUCACACCACCAUCUUCAGAAAAGCUGGUCUCGGUGAUGCGAUUGAGUGACCUUUCUACAGAAGACGACGAUUCUGGUCACUGUAAGAUGAACCGUUACGAUAAGAAGAUUGACAGUCUAAUGAACGCGGUCGGUUGUCUCAAAUCUGAGGUCAAGAUGCAGAAAGGUGAACGCCAAAUGGCCAAAAGGUUCCUGGAGGAGAGGAAGGAAGAACUGGAGGAGGUAGCACAUGAGCUUGCAGAGACGGAGCAUGAGAACACAGUGCUCAGACACAACAUCGAGCGCAUCAAGGAGGAGAAGGACUUCACCAUGCUUCAAAAGAAACACCUCCAGCAGGAGAAGGAAUGCCUCAUGUCCAAACUGGUGGAGGCUGAAAUGGAUGGGGCGGCUGCUGCCAAACAAGUCAUGGCCUUGAAGGAUACCAUCGGGAAGCUGAAAACCGAGAAACAGAUGACUUGCACCGACAUCAACACCUUAACGAGGCAGAAGGAACUUCUCCUGCAGAAGCUGAGCACCUUUGAAGAGACCAACCGCACCCUCCGAGAUCUGUUGAGGGAGCAGCACUGCAAAGAGCUGUGCCUGAAAGUUCCUGAAUGUGCGAGGCAGCACAGGCCUGGGAGGGAGAGGCAGGAGGAUUGUCAGGAUUCCGAGAGACUAAUGGAGCAACAAGGUGCAUUACUGAAACGUCUGGCAGAGGCCGACUCAGAGAAAGCGCGCCUGCUGUUACUACUGCAAGACAAGGACAAGGAAGUGGAAGAACUCCUCCAGGAGAUACAAUGUGAGAAGGCUCAAGCAAAGACAGCGUCUGAGCUCUCCAAGUCCAUGGAGUCCAUGCGGGGGCAUUUGCAGGCACAGCUUCGCUGCAAAGAGGCUGAGAACAGCCGCCUGUGCAUGCAGAUCAAGAAUUUAGAGCGCAGUGGGAACCAGCACAAGGCGGAAGUAGAGGCCAUCAUGGAGCAGCUAAAGGAACUGAAGCAAAAGGGAGACCGAGACAAAGAGACCCUGAAGAAGGCCAUCCGAGCCCAGAAGGAGCGAGCUGAGAAGAGUGAGGAGUAUGCCGAGCAGCUACAUGUGCAGCUGGCCGACAAGGACCUUUAUGUUGCUGAAGCUUUAUCUACUCUGGAGUCAUGGAGGAGCCGUUACAACCAAGUUGUGAAAGACAAAGGAGACCUUGAGUUGGAGAUCAUUGUCCUAAAUGACCGGGUGACAGAUCUUGUAAACCAACAACAGAGCUUGGAGGAGAAGAUGCGGGAAGACCGGGACAGCUUGGUAGAGAGACUGCACCGGCAAACUGCUGAGUAUUCUGCCUUCAAGCUAGAGAACGAGAGGCUCAAGGCUAGCUUUGCCCCUAUGGAGGACAAGCUCAAUCAGGCUCACUUGGAGGUCCAGCAACUGAAGGCAUCAGUGAAGAACUACGAGGGGAUGAUCGACAACUACAAGAGCCAGGUGAUGAAAACAAGAUUGGAGGCUGACGAAGUGGCUGCGCAGCUAGAGCGCUGCGACAAAGAGAACAAGAUGCUUAAAGACGAGAUGAACAAAGAAAUCGAGGCGGCCCGUCGGCAGUUCCAGUCACAGCUGGCUGACCUACAACAGCUGCCUGACAUCCUCAAGAUCACGGAGGCCAAGCUGGCUGAGUGUCAAGACCAGCUGCAGGGCUACGAGAGGAAGAACAUCGACCUCACAGCCAUCAUUUCAGACCUGCGCAGCCGGAUCGAACAUCAGGGGGACAAGCUGGAGUUGGCGAGAGAGAAACAUCAGGCUUCCCAGAAGGAAAAUAAACAACUGAGUCAGAAGGUGGAUGAACUGGAGAGGAAACUGGAGGCCACCAGCACCCAGAAUGUCGAGUUCCUACAGGUGAUUGCCAAGAGGGAGGAGGCAAUCCACCAGGCUCAGCUGCGGCUGGAGGAGAAAACGAGGGAGUGUGGGUCCUUGGCGAGGCAGUUGGAGAGUGCCAUUGAAGAUGCCAGGCGACAGGUGGAGCAAACCAAGGAACAGGCGCUCUCCAAGGAACGAGCAGCCCAGAGCAAAAUCCUGGACCUUGAGACCCAGCUGAGUAGGACCAAGACAGAACUUGGCCAGCUACGCCGGACUCGUGAUGAUGUGGAUCGAAGAUACCAGAGCCGUCUGCAGGAUCUGAAAGAUCGCCUGGAGCAGUCUGAAAGCACCAACCGCAGCAUGCAGAAUUACGUCCAAUUCCUCAAGUCCUCCUAUGCAAAUGUGUUUGGGGAUGGGCCCUAUACAUCCUCCUACCUGACCAGCUCACCCAUCCGCUCUCGGUCUCCUCCUGCCUGAGGCCACCUAUCCAGGGUCUGAAGCCCUUGCAGGAUGCCAGACAACUGUGGCGUUACCAAACCAUAGCUAGCAAGCCCACUGGGUCUCAGAUGCGAUCAGGGGUCUGUUCCUCAACUAAUGCCAGCAAAGACCCUAGAGCAGCCAGGGAUGAAUCAGGAGGGCUCUGGUUCUCUCUCCUGAUCUGGGAACCUGGUGGAAUUUUCUAAUGAUCUUCACAGCCUUAUAUUUGCUAUAUUAGGUACUAGAUUUUUAAAUCCCUGUGACUAGAGUCUUCUUCCUUUCCUCAGGGAAUGUUUGUACAGACUUCCUGCAGAGACGCCCUUCUCUUCUGAAGCGUCUCUGUCUUGGGUUUCUUUGAGCUGAAGUUGCAGGAGUCCUUCUCUGACUCUGAAGGCCUACAUUGCUUUUUCUUUCCUUUUUAUUUAUUUAUUUUUUAUUUUUAAUAAAAAUAGAACUUUAUUUGUAUUAAGAAAUAGUGAGGGGUUGGGGAUUUAGCUCAGUAGUAGAGCGCUUGCCUAGCAAGCGCAAGGCCCUGGGUUUGGUCCCCAGCUCCGAAAAAAAGAAAAGGAAAAAAAAAUAGUGAAAACAUGUAAAUUAGUAACUAAGCCUGUGCUUUUAUCAGCAUAAAAACAUGACAGAGAGAGAGAUGCAACGUUCGUUAGAGCUCAUGGAGGUAAGAGGCUCAUAGCUCCUAGCUCCCGUGGAACCUGUAGCUACAAAUGUCAUGAAAAUAUGUUGUUGUAAUAAGUCCCUCAUUACAUAGCAACUGGCAUGUCAGAGCUACAGCAGGUGUGUUCACAGUGAAAUGUUUGAACACAGACCAAACUGUGUGGCACGUGUGCUUGUAACCGUAUGUUCUGGUUUCACAGUUCUGGUAACACUAACUGACCACCUCUUACUGCAAGUAAAGUAUAGAGCAGUGCAGGAAUCCGCCCAUCAUCCCCUCACAGAGGCCGUGGUGAUCUGUGUUGUUCCAGCAUUGAUGGAUAUGCUACUGAAGGGGAAUCUGCUUUUCUCUCCUUGGUGAGCAGGGCAGGAAGCAGUGUUUUCCACAGUGCCAAUGGAAACCUCCCAUGUCUGCCUUUUCUAUAGGCCACUGGUCCUCAAGCUCGUCACAGACGCUCAUGGCCAUGCAGCCUGACAUUCAAAUUCCUAUCUCAUUAUUUAUCCUUUCUUUGCAUCUCUGGGAUUCAUUGAUUUUUGACAUUUUUGUGUGGUUUUACAGGAAAUAAAGUUUUUAUAGUCAGUUA